Molecule: messenger RNA, 3056 nt
Organism: Polistes dominula (European paper wasp)
Lineage: Eukaryota; Metazoa; Arthropoda; Insecta; Hymenoptera; Vespidae
Product: pancreatic eIF-2alpha kinase
Biological process (GO): eiF2alpha phosphorylation in response to endoplasmic reticulum stress
Cellular component (GO): nucleus; cytoplasm
Molecular function (GO): protein binding; eukaryotic translation initiation factor 2alpha kinase activity; ATP binding
Source: RefSeq, a predicted model, not a curated record
AUGCAGUUUCUUUAUAUGUGAUGAGUGUUAUCUUUAUAUUUAAAUGAACAAUAAGAUCUAUUCAUCUAACAAAUAACAUCGUGUACAGUACAUAAAUAUUUUUUUAAAAGAAACAUGUCAAAGAUAUAUUUUUGGAAAGAUAUAUACUUUUAUGCAAUAAUCCUUAUUUUAUACAAUUUCAUCCUUGUUAACUGUGCCAAAAUAGAUCAUUUGACUGUAUGUGAACCUUAUAAAAAUUCUCAAAGUUUAAUUUUUGUAAGCACAUUGGAUGGCAAAGUAUCAGCGUUAGAUGCUACCAAUAACGGAAAGAAGCUAUGGUCUUUGGAAUUUAAUGAAAGUCCUAUGCUAUCGUCUAACAUUCAUCGAAGAGAACUUAAUAAUAAUGGACAAUGGGUUAGAUUAAUUCCAUCUUUAGGAGGAGGAUUAUAUAAAUUUGAUGGUGAGAAUUUAGAAAAAUUACCAGUCAAGACUGAACAAUUAUUAUCUUCCUCAUUUCGUUAUUCUGAUGAUAUGGUAUUUUCUGGAGGGAAAGAAACACGGUCUUAUGGAGUAUUGAGUAAAACUGGACAAAUAAUAUACGAAUGCAAAAUCAAUGGUUGUUAUAAUAUUUCUACAGACAGUUACAUUGAUGAAGAAAUACUUGUCAUUCAACAUCUUCAAAAUACUGUCAGAGCAGUUGAGCCACAUAGUGGUCAAGAAAAGUGGAACUUCAGUGUAGGACAACAUGAAUUACUUUUACUUCCUAAUCAAAAUUUAUGUAAUAAUAAUAAUGCAAAAAUUCCAGAAUUUGAGAUUAAAGUUAUUGUUCCAGAAGGGCUGGUUUGGGCAAUUAAGAAAGAUGCUCCUAAUAUAAAAUUAUGGCAAUAUAAGUUUGAUUCUCCAAUUGUUACAAUAUGGCAAGAAGAACAAAGAGAAAGUGCCAAUUAUAACAAAAGAUUAAAACAAGUUAAUUUAUUUGAUAACUCUCAAUGGACUUGGGGCUCUGAGUUUCAAAUAGGACCUAGUAUUUAUAUAGGAAUGCAUGAUAGACAGUUAUAUGUACAAGAAAAUGAACAAGUUCAUAAAUUUUUAGGGCAAUCUUCAACUACGUUUACACAACAUUCACAGAUUCCUUGGAAACCAUAUCCUGCUUCUGAUACAGCGCUGAUAACUAAUCCAUUAAGUAAAAAAAAAAAUGAUGAUAAAAAUAUCUCUUUUGAAAUAGCUAGUGUACGUAGUGCAACUGCUUUAUCUGUAAUGUAUAAUUCAGAUUACAUUAAUGGAAAUGGUUUCUAUUUAUAUUCAAAAGAACAUUUACAAUUAAAUAAAUACAAUCAAUGUUCUUAUAAUAGUAAUGCCAAUUUAUUAUUUCCUAACAAUGAAGAUAUCACAAAUUUCUAUGAAAAGUCUGACGAUGAAUAUGAUGAUGAUGAUGAAACUCCAGUACAAGUCAUUAUUGUUUCCCUCUGGUAUUGGUGGAAAGAAGUAUUAGUGAUAUCAAUUACUACCGCACUUCUGCUCAAUUUCAUAUGGACUCAACAUUUAUUAAAUGGAGCAUCUACAGCCAAAGAUGCUAUAGCUCCACCCUUAAUAAUAGAACGACACAUAGAAUCUAAGAGUUCUACAAAAAUUACAGAUCAAGGAGAAAAUGUUAAUUUCAAAUCACGUUAUCUCACAGAUUUUGAACCAAUUGGUUGUUUAGGCAAAGGUGGUUAUGGAGUUGUAUUUGAAGCUAAAAAUAAAAUAGAUGAUUGUAAUUAUGCUAUUAAACGAAUCGCAUUACCGAACAGUAAAGGUUCUAGAGAACGUGUUAUGCGUGAAGUUAAAGCAUUAGCAAAGCUAGAUCAUUGCAAUAUUGUUAGAUAUUUUAACGCAUGGUUUGAAUGUCCUCCUAUUGAUUGGUUAGAAGAACAUGAUAAACAAUGGAUUUCCAAAAAGAAGUUUCUAUCAUCAGAGUUUUCAAUAGAAACAAGUCAAAGUGAACAAAAAUGUAAUAAUUCCGUCCACAUAGAGGUUUCAAUACCUGAACAGUCUUCUGUAGAUAGUGCUUGUGAAGCUUAUGCUCUUAAUCAUGUUAAUGACAAUGAUGAUUCUUUUAUCGUAUUUGAAAAUUCUGAAAAAAAAGAAAACGAAGAAAGUGUUAUAGAUAUUAGUGUUUCUGCCACAGAAAGUUCGGACUCACAAUCUUGUAAAACAGAAGAUGAUUUAAGCGACGAUAAAGAUUCUCAAUAUGAUUCAUCUCUUAAAAAUAGUAAUCCAUUGUGUUUAAAGAAAGAAUAUACAAAAUGUAGAAAAACUUCACUUUCUAUUAAUUCAAAAGAAAAAUCUAUUAAUCGUAAAUCUACGAAAAUGUUUCUGUAUAUACAAAUGCAAUUGUAUCAAAGGUUUAGCCUAAGAGAAUGGCUUAAAAGACAAACAAGUCCAAGGGAUAAUCAUUUAAUAUUAAAUAUAUUUCAUCAAAUAGUUGAUGCCGUAGAAUACGUUCAUUUACAAGGUCUUAUUCAUCGUGACUUAAAGCCAUCAAAUAUAUUUUUUGCUUAUGAUGACAAAAUAAAAAUUGGAGAUUUCGGUCUUGUUACUGCUACGACCGAAGGUUAUAAAGAAACUUCUAACUUGUCAGAUCAAAGUGAAAAUACAGAUGUUAAACAAAAUUUACAUACAUCUUGUGUUGGAACUCAGUUAUAUAUGUCACCUGAACAAAUGAAUGGACAGGUUUAUAACUACAAAGUAGACAUAUAUUCUUUAGGAAUUAUUUUCUUUGAACUGUUAACGUCAUUUAGUACAGAAAUGGAAAGAGUAGAAACUCUUAUAAAUUUACGUCAAUUAUCGUUUCCAAAAGAUUUUGAAACGCAUUAUCCAGCUGAGCAUAAAUUAUUGAAUAUUAUGUUGGAUGAGAAACCUGAAAAAAGGCCUACAGCAAUAGGGAUCAAAGCUAGACCACCAUUGUCUCAUUACAGAAAAGAAAAUGGUUUUAGCAUUAAUGAAGAUUCAAAGUGGCAUUUUGAAUUACCGUAGCUCGUAAGAUAUUCCUUUAUAAUAAUAAUAGUAAUAAUAAAUCAUGAGAAAAUUUAAAUCCA